AAUCAAUCAUUUUAUUGUUAGUGGCUCUACUGUGCAGAAAUUAUGCUAAGGAGUAUGGCGUGUACUACAGUGAAUCCAAAGAAAUCGCAAAACUCCCUUCUUAUAAGAAACGGAACAAUAGUUAACGCAGAUGGAAUAUCCGAAAAUGAUAUAUUUAUAGAGAACGGCAUCAUAAAGGAAUUGGGGAAGAAUCUAUCAGUUCCGAAUGGCAUUAGAAGUAUCGAUGCCAAAGGUUUCUUUAUCCUACCGGGAGGUGUUGAUCCACAUACGCAUUUAGAAUUCGAAUUUAUGGGAACUGUUACUGCUGACGAUUUCUAUCACGGCACGAAAGCUGCAGUAGCUGGAGGAACAACUACGAUAAUUGAUUUUAUGGAUGGUAAAGAAAAUGAAACACUUAUUGACGCCUACAAUUCUUACCGCGAAAAAGCAGAAGGAAAGGUUUGUUGCGAUUACGGUUUCCACAUGGUUAUCAAAGGAUGGAACGAACGGAUCAAAGCCGACAUGGAAACGCUCUGUUCAGAACACGGAAUAAAUUCGUUCAAAAUGUUCAUGGCCUAUUCCUUUAGACUGAACGAUUCCCAAUUGUAUUCCAUUCUCGAACACAUUCGUAAUCUAGGCGCUUUGGCACAAAUCCAUGCAGAAAAUGGAACAAUUAUCGAUAAAAAUACUGAACGAUUACUAGAGAAAGGAAUUACCGGUCCAGAAGGUCACGAACUAUCGAGACCCGAAGAAGUUGAAGCAGAAGCUGUUAAUCGAGUUUGCGUCAUUUCGAAACAGGUUUCAUGCCCAGUGUAUAUUGUACACGUAAUGAGCAAAUUAGCAGCUCAAACACUGGCUGACUGUCGUAAAAGGGGAGCUCAAGUUUUCGGUGAAACCUUGGCAUCGGCUCUAGGUCUUGAUGGAUCUCAAUUACCUCACAAAUGCUUCGAAGAAGCGGCCGGGUGUCUGAUGAGUCCGCCUAUUCGGCCGGAUCCCACAACACCUCGAUUUUUAAUGGAUUUCUUGAAACAGGGAAAUCUCCAAGUCGUUGGAAGCGACAACUGCACUUUCAAUAAAGAACAGAAGAAAAUCGGUAUGGGCGAUUUUUCUAAAAUACCAAACGGUAUAAACGGUCUCCAAGAUCGUAUGUCUGUUGUUUGGGAAAAAGGAGUUCACACAGGGAUUUUAAGUCCUACCGACUUCGUUGCAGUGACAAGUACCAACGCCGCAAAAAUUUUCAACAUUUACCCGAGGAAGGGCUGCAUCGCGGUCGGAUCUGACGCAGAUUUGGUAGUUUGGAAUCCAACCAAAACAAGGGUUAUAUCGGCGAAAACUCAUCAACAUGCUGUCGAUUUUAAUAUAUUCGAGGGUAUGGAAUGUCAUGGAGUUCCUGAAUACGUAAUUGUCAACGGCAGGGUUUGUGUUGAUCAGGGACAACUUAAUAUAAUAAAAGGAUCCGGUCGUUAUCUGGAAUGUCCAGUUUUCUGUCCAUAUGUGUACAAACAAUAAUUUAAACAAAAAUAACGCAGCAAAUAUACAUUAUCUAUGCUUAUAGUUUUGUCUUCUUAA
Molecule: messenger RNA, 1548 nt
Organism: Agrilus planipennis (emerald ash borer)
Lineage: Eukaryota; Metazoa; Arthropoda; Insecta; Coleoptera; Buprestidae
Product: dihydropyrimidinase-like
Exons: 6
Coding region: 43-1488 (481 amino acids)
Biological process (GO): pyrimidine nucleobase catabolic process
Cellular component (GO): cytosol; cytoplasm
Molecular function (GO): dihydropyrimidinase activity
Source: RefSeq, a predicted model, not a curated record